This is a messenger RNA of Thyridium curvatum, 1431 nucleotides long. RefSeq lists its product as uncharacterized. The transcript has 5 exons. The record is from RefSeq and is a predicted model, not a curated record. NCBI's taxonomy places the organism in Eukaryota, Fungi, Ascomycota, Sordariomycetes, Thyridiales, Thyridiaceae. Gene Ontology annotation, molecular function: glutamine synthetase activity. The coding region runs from base 1 to 1431 and encodes 476 amino acids.
AUGAUCGCGGCCGCAGAGAUAGAAACCCUGCUCAAGGACGACACUAAGGUGCGCGUCGCAGGCAUUGACGCAGAUGGCAUUCUUCGCGGCAAGGUUAUGGCCAAGGAGAAGUUCCUGGCCAGCGCCAAGAGCGGGUUUGGCAUGAGCUCAGCCAUCUUUGGGUGGGAUAUGCACGAUGCUCUUUACACUACAGAGACCGCGAUCACGAGUCCAGAGGAUGGCUAUGCAGAUUUCAUUGCUCAUCCGGACCUGAACUCUUUCAGAAGACUUCCUUUUGAGGACAACAUUCCUUUCUUUCUACUCAACUUCUCUGUUGACGAGAAGCCGGUCCAUGCCUGCGCUCGAAGCUCGAUGAGAUCUUUGACCAGGCAGCUUAGAGAUGGAGGUUUUAGGGCAUUGGCUGGAGUCGAGCUCGAGUUCAUGAACUUCCAAACACCUUCGCAAGACGGCUAUCAAUCAAGCGAUUUGCGGCGAGAUCUAGCCACAUACCUCGAAACUAACCCCCCGUCAUCUGUUCGGCCAAUCUCAGGUGGCAUGUUUGGCUACAGUUGCACCAGGCCAGUUGCAUCGAAAAGGUACUUUCACGACAUCUAUGACCAGGCAAUCAAGACGAACUGCGGUCUUGAAGGAUGGCAUACCGAGAGCGGACCAGGAGUAUUUGAAGCAGCGCUCACAGUGAGCCCAAUAGAUGAAAUGGCAGACAAGGUUUCCGUAUUCAAGUUUCUCACGAGAUCAGUCGGCAUGGAGCACGGCAUCACACCCUGCUUCCUCGCCAAGCCGAUGCAAGGGCUUCCCGGAAACUCAGGCCAUAUCCAUGUGUCUCUUACCGACCUUGAUGGCACCAAUGCUUUUGCACGCCCUGGAACCCCAGACACAAACGCGCCGUGGCCGGAUGUGGCGCAGGUAUCUGACGCUGGUCAACACUUCCUGGCGGGCGUUUUGACCGCGCUUCCUGAUAUCAUGCCGAUGCUCGCGCCGAACGUCAACUCUUACAAGCGGUUGAUAGAGAAUUACUGGGCGCCCGUAGACAUUAGCUGGGGGCUGGAAGACCGUCUGUCGAGCGUGCGUCUGAUCGCACCACCUGUGUGCAAGCCCUCGGCCACGCGCUUCGAGAUCCGUAUCCCGGGCGCAGACCUACACCCUCAUUACGCCCUAAUCGCGCUCGUUGCCGCGGGCCUGUGGGGAAUCCAGCAGAGAUUGUCGAUUCCGGUGCCGCCGUCCAAGUCCCGGCCGAAGAGCGACAAGCCCGAGCUUCUGCCCAACACUCUUGACCGCGCCGUUGAUAGGUUCAGGGCGUCGGGCAGUGUUGCACGCAAGAUUCUUGGCGAUGAUUUUGUUGACUUCUUUGCACUUACGAGGGAGCAUGAACUGAGAGUCUGGAGGGAGGCUGUCACAGAUUGGGAGUUCAAACGGUACAUUGAGACAGCGUGA